UGGAGACCAAUUUACGGACUCGUACGACACCCCUGUGUAAGAAAAUGGUUUAAUCCCAGAGGCAGCGCAGUGAGACACAUCAAUCCUGUGACAGCGUAGAAACUUGAGUUUUAUAGCAAGGAUUUACUGUACAGUGGCUAAUAGAAAGGCUGCACAAUGUCCUUGAAGCCACGGGUGGUGGAUUUCGACGAGACAUGGAACAAAUUACUCACUACAAUCAAGGCAGUUGUGAUGCUUGACUAUGUGGAGAGAGCAACGUGGAAUGACCGUUUCUCUGAUAUUUAUGCCUUGUGUGUUGCAUAUCCUGAGCCUUUAGGUGAAAGAUUAUAUACUGAAACAAAGGUCUUUCUAGAGAAUCAUGUUCGGAAUUUGUACAAGAAAGUCUUGGAAUCGGAAGAGAAGGUUUUAGUGAUGUACCACAGGUAUUGGGAUGAAUACAGCAAAGGGGCAGACUACAUGGACUGCUUGUACAGGUAUCUAAAUACGCAGUUCAUUAAGAAGAACAAACUUACAGAGGCAGACCUUCAGUUCGGCUACGGGGGAGUGGACAUGAAUGAGCCACUCAUGGAAAUCGGCGAGUUGGCGCUUGAUAUGUGGAGGAAGCUAAUGAUUGAGCCUCUUCAAGCCAUUCUGAUCCGGAUGUUGCUGAAUGAAAUAAAAAAUGACCGUUGUGGUGAGAACCCUAACCAGAAAGUGAUCCACGGGGUCAUUAACUCUUUUGUUCACGUGGAGCAAUACAAGAAGAAGUUUCCACUGAAGUUUUAUCAAGAAAUCUUCGAAGGGCAGUUUGUGACAAAAACGGGAGAGUAUUACAAACAGGAAGCUUCAAAUUUACUCCAGGAAUCCAACUGCUCACAGUAUAUGGAGAAGGUUUUGGGGCGGUUGAAAGAUGAAGAGAUGCGAUGUCGGAAGUACCUGCAUCCUAGUUCAUAUGCCAAAGUCAUCAAUGAAUGCCAGCAGAGGAUGGUGGCAGACCAUCUGCAGUUCCUUCACGCAGAAUGUCAGAACAUCAUUCAGCAGGAGAAGCGAGACGACAUGGCCAACAUGUACACACUUUUGCGAGCCGUGUCUAAUGGUUUGCCUCACAUGAUCCAGGAGUUGCAGGUCCAUAUCAACAAUGAGGGCAUCCGAGGCACCAGUAACCUUUCUCUGGAAAAUAUGCCGACCCUAUUUGUGGAGUCAGUGCUAGAAGUUCAUAGUAAAUUUGUUCAGCUCAUUAACACAGUUCUGAAUGGAGACCAGCACUUCAUGAGUGCGCUCGAUAAGGCCUUGACGUCUGUAGUGAACUUUAGGGAGCCCAAGUCCAUCUGUAAAGCCCCAGAACUGCUGGCCAAAUAUUGUGACAAUCUCCUAAAGAAGUCUGCAAAGGGAAUGACUGAGAAUGAAGUGGAGGACAAGCUGACCAGCUUCAUCACUGUUUUUAAGUACAUAGAUGACAAAGACAUCUUUCAAAAGUUUUAUGCCAGAAUGCUAGCAAAGCGGUUAAUACACGGUUUAUCUUUGUCAAUGGACUCAGAAGAAGCCAUGAUCAACAAACUAAAGCAAGCGUGUGGCUACGAGUUCACGAGCAAACUUCACAGAAUGUAUACAGACAUGAGUGUGAGCGCUGACCUCAACAACAAAUUUAACAAUUUUAUCAAGACUGAGGAGACUGUCGUGGACUUGGGUAUCAGCUUCCAGAUAUACGUAUUGCAGGCGGGAGCAUGGCCACUCACGCAGGUCCCCUCUUCCACAUUCGCCAUCCCACAAGAACUGGAAAAGAGUGUCCAGAUGUUUGAGUUGUUCUAUAAUCAGCACUUCAGUGGGAGGAAACUGACCUGGCUACAUUACCUCUGCACGGGUGAAGUCAAGAUGAAUUACCUGUCCAAGCCCUACGUCGCUAUGGUGACCACCUAUCAGAUGGCUGUGCUCCUCGCAUUCAAUAACAGCCAGACGGUGACAUAUAAAGAACUGCAGGAUGGUACCCAGAUGAACGAGAAGGAGCUACAGAAGACCAUCAAGUCUCUGUUGGAUGUGAAGAUGCUCAACCACAACUCAGAAAAGGAGGAGAUUGAUGCUGAAUCCACGUUUUCGCUGAAUAUGUCAUUCGUUAGUAAGAGGACAAAGUUCAAGAUCACGACGUCAAUGCAGAAGGACACCCCACAGGAGAUGGAGCAGACUAGGAGUGCUGUAGACGAGGACCGCAAAAUGUAUUUACAAGCUGCUAUAGUGAGAAUCAUGAAGGCCCGCAAGGUGCUCAGACACAAUGCCCUCAUACAGGAGGUCAUCAAUCAGUCCAAAGCCAGGUUCAACCCCAGUAUCAGUAUGAUCAAGAAGUGCAUAGAAGUGCUCAUUGACAAGCAGUACAUCGAGCGAAGCCAGACCUCUGCAGACGAAUACAGCUAUAUCGCUUAGCGAUGGAGACGGAGAGCCAUACAAAAGCUCGCCUGUGUGACUGUGGCAGAUACAGGACAGGUUUUAAAACAUAAAAGAAACAAUAACAAAACAGACUCACGCAUCCAUUUUUGGGGACUGUCGCCAUCUGCUGGGAGCCCAACAUGGUGACGAAAGCAGGCCUGGAAAGCCAGACAACUUCCCACUCCACGCACCGUCUGAUUUUAAGCUGUUUACAACAUCACCAGUGCCACGCCCAUUAUGUGUGCGUAAAACGACUCAAAGAGAAUGCCUAUAUAUGUAGUUGUUUGUCAGGAAAGAGCAGAAGGACCUCUGAGGUGACUGAAAAAAAACAAUGACUUAAAAGAGUAAGUUGGGGCAUCAGUGAUGCAUUGAUUGCUACGCAUUUUAAAACAGCUGGCUUUCUUUUCUCACGUUUGCAGUUCUUG
Messenger RNA from Phycodurus eques (leafy seadragon), 2822 nucleotides. RefSeq names its product cullin 2 (gene cul2). The transcript has 21 exons. Gene Ontology annotation, cellular component: Cul2-RING ubiquitin ligase complex; SCF ubiquitin ligase complex. Gene Ontology annotation, biological process: SCF-dependent proteasomal ubiquitin-dependent protein catabolic process; protein ubiquitination. Lineage: Eukaryota; Metazoa; Chordata; Actinopteri; Syngnathiformes; Syngnathidae. The record is from RefSeq and is a predicted model, not a curated record. Gene Ontology annotation, molecular function: ubiquitin protein ligase binding. The coding region runs from base 157 to 2394 and encodes 745 amino acids.